Haliaeetus leucocephalus (bald eagle) is the source of this 1174-nucleotide messenger RNA. It is a transcript of the gene WRAP53, whose product is annotated as WD repeat containing, antisense to TP53. Gene Ontology annotation, biological process: Cajal body organization. The transcript is spliced from 4 exons. Gene Ontology annotation, molecular function: RNA binding; protein binding. Bases 1 to 930 code for a protein of 309 amino acids. The record is from RefSeq and is a predicted model, not a curated record. NCBI's taxonomy places the organism in Eukaryota, Metazoa, Chordata, Aves, Accipitriformes, Accipitridae. Gene Ontology annotation, cellular component: Cajal body.
AUGGGGUGCCUGGGGGUGACCACGGGUGCAGGUGCCAGCGCUGCGGGUGCCGGAGGGCGACACCAUCUACGACUUCACCUGGUUCCCCCUGAUGGACUCGAGUCAGCCCCCCACCUGCCUCCCCGCCCCCAGGACCACCACAUCCUGUGCUGGGACCUGCGGUGCCCGGAGCGCCCCCUGCUGGCGCUGGAGCGCCGGGUGGGCACCAACCAGCGCGUGACCUUCGACCUCGACCCGACGGGGCGGUUCCUGGUGAGCGGUGACACAGACGGUUUCGUCACCGUUUGGGACACGUUGACCCCCCCGGGGACGGGGGACCCCCCCCUGCUGCCCCCCCACCUGCGCUUCCGCGCCCUCUGCGACUGCGUCAACGGUACCAGCCUGCACCCCGGGCUCCCGCUGUUGGCCACCGCCUCGGGGCAGCGGUUGUUCCCGGCGCCGUGGGACAGUGACGAGGAGGGGACGGAUGAGGACGGGCCACCCCCGGGGGGGGACAAUCGCCUACAGCUCUGGUGGUGGGGGCCUGACCCCCCCGGGGACGACGGUUGGGACGGUGGGACCGUGGAUGCCGAUUGUCACCCCUCUGGUGACAGAGAGGUCGUGUGUGGUGAUUGUCACCCCCCUGGGGACAACGGGUGGGGCACCCCCGGGGACACAGGAACCGUACACGCCGACUGUCACCCUCUCGGGGACAGUGAGUGUCACCUGUCUGGCAACAAUGGCUGGCACACCCUUGGGGACACCGGAACUGUGUAUAAUGACUGUGACACCCCCGGGGACACCGGCACUGGCCUCUCCAUGUACACAGACUGUCACCCUCCUGGGGACACCGACUGUGACCCCCCUGGGGACACCGGCAUCAACCACCCCACACGUGCCGAUUGUCACCCUCUUGGGGACACCGACUGUGAGCCCCCCCAGGGACACUGACUGUCACCCCCGUGGGGAUGACAGAGCCAGCCUGUCCAUGGACGCCAAUUGUCCCCCUCUCGGGGACACCGACUGUCACCCCCUGGGACCACCAGCACCCACCUCCUCGGGGGGGGGGGGCGGCAACCCCCCCCGGGGACACCGACACCCCCAGGGCCACCGGCUGUGACCUACAGGCCCCCCCGGGGUCCCCCCGGGUUGGUGUGACAUGGUGGCCUUUGGGGGGGGUCGGGGGUCGUUUUUA